Molecule: messenger RNA, 741 nt
Organism: Pseudomyrmex gracilis
Lineage: Eukaryota; Metazoa; Arthropoda; Insecta; Hymenoptera; Formicidae
Exons: 3
Biological process (GO): regulation of transcription by RNA polymerase II
Cellular component (GO): nucleus; transcription regulator complex
Source: RefSeq, a predicted model, not a curated record
AUGACUGACCACGGUGAUUAUUGUAAUAUGUUCAAUUUUGACAGUAAUCUUUAUGAUGAAGAAUAUUUUGAAGUAAAAAAAGAUUCUGAUGAAAUGCUAAUAGACGCAGUGAGAGCAUAUCCUCAUUUGUAUAAUCAGCAAGAUUGUAAUUUCAAAGAUAAAGUGAUGAAGGAAAAUUCAUGGAAAGAGAUAGCCCAAACAUUGAACUUGGCAGUUCACGACUGUAAACAUCGAUGGAAAGCACUACGAGAGAGAUUUACAAAAGAAAAACGUCAAAAAGAGAACGAUACAAAGAGUGGUAGUGGANCUACUCAAAGGACCAUUUUUACAUUUUUUGACCAAAUGGCUUUCUUAAAUGAUCAUGUUAAAAGGAGAAAAUCGUACACUAACGUCUCAAACGUCAAGCGUCAAAAGCCAACAGUGCUUAGCGAACGUCACUCAUUCACUGCAUCAACCUUAACUGGAAUCGAAAAAAGCAGCGAAGCUGAGAAAGAUUCAGUGGACAUCAUCAGUAGUGAAAGUGCUGAAUCCUCAGGUUCCAAAACAUUACAAUCAAGAGCUGAUNAAUUAAUGAUUCAACCAUGUUCAAACUUUUCAUCUGGUUUCAAGAAGAACUUUCUGGAAAAGAGUGGCGAUGUGUUAUCAACGUCGUCAAAUAGUAAUCAAUGUUCUAAUAAUUUCUCUACAACCGUCUUGUCCACACGAAGCAGUGCUUAUGAUUCAGAUGAUUCACGAUUCUCU